AUGUAUGUCGAAGACGCCCCUGAGCACUCCAUAACCAUGGGUUAUCACAGUUUCGCGCUAAAAACUGCACGUACACAGCUUAUCAUAAGCUGCAAUCGAUAUAUUUUCACAGACGAAGGAGAUGAGGAGAAUGUCCAUAGCACGCGAGUCAGGGCUUUCACGAUGUCAGGGUACGACGACAGCCACCGCGCGUUUUUGCAGGCGUUUAUGGCGCGAUCGACCAUGACGCUGGAGGAGGCCAGGCCCGUGCUUUCUGCCAUCUUCACCGUGAGCGAAGGGAGAGAAAUCUUGCCGGGAGACAUCACACAAACAGACCUGAAUACAUACAUAGCUGCCAUUAACACGGCCAUAUCGGCCUUUGACUUUGAGAUACGCAGCACUGCUCACCAGACACAGCAGUCGCGUGUGUACGCCCUCAUCAACACCACCAGUGACCCGCUGAUGCAGCUUGCCACGACGUACAGCGCGGAUGAGAUCGCCUAUGUCAAGCGGCUACUCGAUGCCAUGUUCGAAUCGAAUAACACCCUUCGCUGCGAAGCCAUGGUCGUUUCGUCCAUUGAAGCCGUUAGACUUGCCCGCACGGUAACGAAUGCCAGUCGGAGACAGUCAGAGGCUGCCCCUCAGAGUGGUGCCGCCCAGCCAUUGAGCAUGAGGGAGGCCGAAGACAUGCUGAGCCGCCUGGUAUCCGAAGGGUGGCUAGAAAAGAGCCGGCAGGCGUACUAUAGCCUCUCACCCCGAGCAUUGAUGGAGCUUCGAGGCUGGCUGGUCGAUACGUAUAAUGACGAAGAAGAUGAGAACGGGGACACUCCCAGAAACAACAAGAUAAAGACAUGCUUUGCAUGCCAAGAGAUUAUCACAGUGGCCAACGAUGUUCGACGCGCAAAUGUUUAG
This is a messenger RNA of Nannizzia gypsea CBS 118893, 891 nucleotides long. RefSeq lists its product as hypothetical. The transcript has 5 exons. Lineage: Eukaryota; Fungi; Ascomycota; Eurotiomycetes; Onygenales; Arthrodermataceae. The coding region runs from base 1 to 891 and encodes 296 amino acids. The record is from RefSeq and is a predicted model, not a curated record. Gene Ontology annotation, biological process: DNA damage tolerance; double-strand break repair via homologous recombination. Gene Ontology annotation, cellular component: nucleus; Smc5-Smc6 complex. Gene Ontology annotation, molecular function: ubiquitin-protein transferase activity.